CAAAUGGGUGCUUCCCGAACGAUUUACGUGCUUUCACGGCAACGUUCCGAUAACUGGAAAAUGAUGACAUGGAAGACUGAAAGUUUUGGCAGUCAGAAUCGGUUUAUUUCAAACCAAGUUUCGGACAGAAAGUGUUUUAUUUGAUGCUCUUUUUUGCGACUUAUAACUCUGUGUUGUGUAUUCUAUAAACGUUGGCCCUUUAACCCGUUUGACAAAGUUGCAAUAAAUUUUUUUCGCCGUCUUUAUUAAUAAACGCGCCAUGAAUAGCCAGAAUGAAAGCACCGAAAUAGUAGAUUUAAAUCAAAGUCAAGCCAGUCAAAAUGUCGUUGGAAACGGAAAUCGAAAAACUAGAACAACGAAGGCACAUUCAAGGGCAAAAGUAAGUAUUCAUCCUUUCUUUUAGGGCACAAAUAGAGCACAUAUCAAAAGAAUUAUUUCAUUAAUAUUUUAAAUACAUAUUUAAUAUUUUUUAAAUCUUUAUGUACUAUAUUAAAGUUUAUACAUAGUAUUACAUACUGUAAAAAAAAAAUAAACGGUAACUUUUUGUGAGAUUGGUGACUAUUGAUAUGUGAAUAUAAGUUUUUAAUUAAAAGCAUUUCAUGUAAUUUGUUUCAAAGGUCCACAAGACUAUAUUAAAUAGGUUUUGCAGGAUGAGGCCUCAUACAGGAGGAUAACAUUCAUUUUGGUUACAGGAAACCAGAUUUUGUGGUCAUGUGCGAGGCUAGUGCCAGUAGGGAUGUAGUGAAGACUUUGUCGUUGGGCUUAAUAGGGGCUUAUGUAUCAUAUGAUCCCACUUACCAAGACAUCUUGCCUAGCGAGAUGAAUAUUUCUGUGCGUUCAUAUGGAGUGUUUCAUCCCGCUUGCCGAGAUGAAAUUACAAAAUAGCUGUAGUUCUAUAGUUAGCACAUGCAAAACUUCUACAUUCCAGUCAAGGAACACAAAUAUUUAGCGAUUUUAGUGUUUUUCAUAAUUUAUUUACGGGAAAAAGUAUUGCUUUAGCAGCACAUUUAAUACUUGUUCACAAAACAAACAUAAAACUAAAGUAAAAAGUGUUAAAUUAAACGGCAAGACUUGUUUGACUUCAUCCUGGUAAGCAGGCUGGCGUGUUGAUAUGGAAAAUUUUUCAUCCCGCCUACCUAUUAUCUCAGCAAAUUCAAGCGAGAUCUUGGCAAGCGGGCCAGUUUACUUUCCCAUAUGAACACAAUGCAAAAUCGGUUGCAAAUCCCAUUUCCAACACUUGAUUAGUUUUGCCUCGCAAAACUUUGACUUAAAGAUUUUGUGAACAUUCAUAGUAAUAAACAUAUUUGAGUCAACUUUUUUAGAAUUUUAGAUCAGGAUUUUGCAACAAAACUUCAGAAUAUUACUAAUUUUGUGAUGCUCUUUCAAGCUGUGAUCAAAUUUUGUUUAUUAGGCAAUAGGUCCAUUUAAUGUUCAGGUUAUUAACCCAGGCAUUAAGUAUCAUUGCACCAUAAUGUGUAAUUUACUAUUUUACUCUGUCUAACACCAGAUGAUUUUACAAGGAGAGAGGGCUGGCACUCAUUAGGUUAAUUUAAAUAUUUUGCAUUGUAGCGAGUUAAUAUUAGCAGAAAACGCAACAGAGAGGGACAAUUGGCAAAUGUAGGAACAUCUGAACUGGCUUCGCAUAAUGGUAGCAUUGAAGUUAUAGAUGUUGAGCAAGUAGUGAAAGGUACAAUACAAUGUUGCUGAUCAACUUAAUAAUACAUAUUGUGUAGAAUUUCUGUUAUAAAAGCUAGAAAUGUUUCCCUUGACAUUUCUGUGGCAAGGAGGAAUUUACAAUUUUCAGAAUUAACCAGCGAUUGUCGACACUAUAGAUGGCGAAAAUUCCUGGGUGCUAGAUUCUAUUGGGAACCCUGAUGAACAGUAGAUUUAUUAACUUACAAUGUUUUAGAUAAGCCUGUUGUUGAUCUCACUGACGAAUCAAGAAAUGAUGUUUAUGUAGACUUGACGAGUUCACCUGAUGUGGUAAGCAUUAUGAGAGUAUUAAUCUCUUUAUUCCCUAACAAAGAGUUUGUAAUUUUGGCUGUAAUAAGGUUUACUUAAGUUUGUAAAUAUUUGUGUUAGGCCACAUAAAAAAAAAUGGUUGGUUAGCGUCCUCGCCCGCCCACAAAAAAGGCCCUGCUCAGGAUUUUUUAUUUAAAAAAACAAUCUUUUAUUGAUCAAUGGGCUCUAAUAUAUGUAGUAUUUCUGUUGACUGUAGUCAAUUUAGCCUGCGAAUUGCGUGCGAAAAUGACGGUAUGAAUCAUAUUUUGAAAUACCGGUAUAUAAAAAAUAUCUGUAUAGCGCAAGAAAAUCCAGUUUCGGACCUAAAACCAGGGCGUUAAAAAUUAGUAAAAAUUUUAAAAAAAGCGCCCGCCCACCCACUUUUUGGCAAAAACUAAGGACGCUAACCAACUAUUUUUUUUAUGUGGCCUUAGUUACAGUACAUAUUUAUUUUUCAUAUUGCAGCAGCUGCCUCAUCGACAGUCUGUUAUUCGUUGGCAGUUAUCACCAGGAAGAACAAACACAUCUGAGUUGAAUAAAAAUGCAGAUGAUAUAGUUAUUGUUGCAAAUGGAUCUGAAAGGUAAAUUAGAUUAACUGAUAAAAAAACAUAUAUACCGUAAUUUAGAUUUCACAUAUUUAUAUUAUUAAUGUAAUAUAAUGUAAUAUAUAUCCAGUCAUGUCAUUUCUAUACAGUUUAUAUUUUAAUUUCUUUGUGUAUUUUUUGACAGAGUUGUGAAUGUAAGCUCUGAACUAAGUCAACCAUUGAUUGAAAAUAUAAUGACUUGUGCUAUAUGUAUGGAUGAUUUUAAUCAGGUAAAGUUAUUUUUCAAAUAAAUUUAGAGCAGCUUCAUUCUUUGCAAUUUAUAAUAUAUUUAUUACACAAGUAGAAACAUGUACUAACAAAGUUAUGAUUCUUUUAUUUAGAUUAAGAAAGCAAAACGUCAGUUAACUUCAACAACAUGUGGUCAUGUGUUUUGUAAUCCUUGCAUAACUAGUUCAUUACACGCCCAAGCCAAGUGUCCAACGUGUCGAAAAAGACUCACUAAGAAAUCACUCCAUCCAAUAUUUUUGUAAAAUUGUUCAUAAAUCCAGUUAAAGUUUGUUGCUAUGCAAAAUGAAGCUAUAGGACAGAAUAACUUUCAUAUAAAGGCAAAAAAUAAUCUAAUUCGAAUUGUUUAUAUUAAGAUUUUGUGUACAUAGUUUUUGCUUGUUGGCGAAUGAUGAUCUACAGUAUAAAUAAAUGUAAUCCUGUUUCCUUAUCGUAUC
Paramuricea clavata is the source of this 3268-nucleotide messenger RNA. NCBI's taxonomy places the organism in Eukaryota, Metazoa, Cnidaria, Anthozoa, Malacalcyonacea, Plexauridae. The record is from the annotation of a GenBank genome assembly.